Brenthis ino (lesser marbled fritillary) is the source of this 921-nucleotide messenger RNA. The record is from the annotation of a GenBank genome assembly. Lineage: Eukaryota; Metazoa; Arthropoda; Insecta; Lepidoptera; Nymphalidae.
AUGGCAAAGCAAGAAUUAGAAAAAAUACAAGUUCGACUCAAUCAAAAAGUUCUAAAAGUUUUGCAAGACUCACCAACACGCUGGAAUUCCAGCUAUUAUAUGUUGGAAAGACUUGAUUGCAUCAAGGAGUCGUUGUCGCUUUAUUCUUCUAAUAAUAAAAUAGAACAAUUUGAUGCCGAUGACUGGAUUUUAAUUCAAGAAUUAAUAAAAGUGCUGAAGCCUUUGGAAGACACUACAAAAAAAUUAAGCUCACAAAACACGUGUAUAUCUGACGUUAUUCCUCUAGUACGAGCAUUGAAUAAAAUCUAUGACGAGAAAAAUAUGCAUAUUAGUGACAUUAGUGUAUCCGCAGUUGUGACCUUUGUGUCUGCUUUGAAGAAUGAAUUAGAGUAUCGUUUUUCUGAAAUUGAUAAAAAUGUUUUGUAUCAAGUAGCCACAUUUUUAGACCCACACUACAAAGGGAAAUUCUUCAGUGAGAUUCUCAUAAAAGAAAUAAAAGAAAAAUUGCUUAGAGUUUUAGAAACUGAAGUAAAUCUUACAGCAACUACAAUCAGUACUGAAAACAAACCAAUUACUGUUAGAAAAGAACAUUGCACGAGCCUAGAAGAGUCUAUUGCUAAUAUGUUAGAUAGUAAUGAUGACGAUGAGCAAUCUGAAAAUCAAAUAUCAGAUACGAAAGCUAAUUUGCUCAUCGAAUAUAUGUCAGAAAAAAGAUUACCAAGAGAUCAAGACCAACUAAAGUAUUGGCAAAUUAACAGUAAAAAGUUUGGAAGUCUUAGUCACAUUGCUCGUACAUAUUUAUCAUCACCUGCAACAAGUAUUCCAAGUGAGCAAGUUUUCAGUGCAGCAGGAAUUGUUUAUGAUCCUCAUCGUAAACAGGCUUUUGGGGGACAAAGCUGCCAAGUUACUCUUUUUGAAAUA